CCGCCGUCGCCCUAGCCCGCGCCGAGCGUGCGCCUCGCCCUCCUCCCGCGCCCGCUCUGCUCUAGGAUGCUGCGGCAGGUUCUGCACCGGGGCUUGAGGACGUGUUUCUCCCGGCUUGGCCACUUCAUUGCCAGUCACCCGGUCUUCUUCGCUUCGGCGCCCGUGCUCAUCUCCAUCCUGCUCGGCGCCAGCUUUAGCCGCUACCAGGUCGAAGAGAGCGUGGAGCACCUGCUGGCGCCCCAGCACAGCCUAGCCAAGAUCGAGCGCAACCUAGUCAACAGCCUCUUCCUGGUCAACCGCUCCAAGCACCGGCUCUACUCGGACCUGCAGACCCCUGGGCGCUACGGCCGGGUCAUCGUCACCUCCUUCCAAAAAGCUAACAUGCUGGACCAGCAUCACACGGACCUGAUCUUAAAGUUACAUACUGCUGUAACCAAGAUUCAGGUUCCAAGGCCUGGCUUUAACUAUACAUUUGCACACAUAUGUGUCCUGAAUAAUGAUAAGACUUGCAUUGUGGAUGACAUAAUACAUGUCCUGGAAGAGUUAAAGAAUGCUCGGACCACCAAUCGGACCAACUUUGCUAUCACAUAUCCCAUCACUCACUUAAAGGAUGGAAGGGCUGUCUAUAAUGGGCACCAACUUGGAGGUGUCACUGUCCACAGCAAGGAUCGGGUAAAAUCUGCGGAGGCCAUUCAGCUCACUUACUAUCUGCAGUCAAUCAACAGUCUCAAUGACAUGGUAGCUGAGAGGUGGGAAUCCAGCUUCUGCGACACUGUCAAACUAUUCCAGAAAUCCAACAACAAAGUCAAAAUAUACCCAUACACAUCCUCAUCACUGAGGGAAGAUUUCCAGAAGACCAGCCGUGUAUCAGAACGUUACCUGGUCACCAGCCUGAUCCUGGUAGUCACCAUGGCCAUCCUCUGCUGCUCGAUGCAGGACUGUGUCCGCAGCAAACCCUGGUUGGGCCUACUUGGGUUGGUGAGCAUAAGCCUAGCCACUCUCACUGCAGCUGGAAUCAUCAAUCUUACUGGUGGAAAAUACAAUUCCACCUUCCUGGGACUCCCUUUCGUCAUGCUAGGUCAUGGAUUAUAUGGGACUUUUGAAAUGUUAUCCUCGUGGAGGAAAACUAGAGAGGACCAACAUGUUAAAGAGCGAACUGCAGAAGUCUAUGCAGACUCCAUGCUCUCCUUCUCUCUCACCACUGCCAUGUACUUGGUCACCUUCGGCAUAGGGGCCAGCCCUUUCACGAACAUCGAGGCAGCCAGGAUUUUCUGCUGCAAUUCCUGUAUUGCAAUCCUCUUCAACUAUCUCUAUGUACUCUCAUUUUAUGGUUCCAGCCUUGUGUUCACUGGCUACAUAGAAAACAAUUACCAGCAUAGUAUAUGCUGUAGAAAAGUGCCAAAGCCUGAGGUGUUGCAGGAGAAGCCAGCAUGGUAUAGGUUUCUUCUGACAGCUAGAUUCAGUGAGGACACAGCUGAAGGUGAGGAAGCAAACACUUACCAGAGUCACUUAUUGGUAUGUUUCCUCAAGCGCUAUUACUGUGACUGGAUAACCAACACCUAUGUCAAGCCUUUUGUAGUCCUCUUUUACCUUGUUUAUAUUUCCUUUGCCUUAAUGGGCUACCUGCAGGUCAGCGAAGGGUCAGACCUUAGUAACAUCGUCGCAACUGCAACACAAACCAUUGAGUACACUACUGCCCAGCAAAAGUACUUUAGCAACUACAGUCCUGUUAUCGGAUUUUACAUAUAUGAGUCCAUAGAAUAUUGGAACUCUAGUGUCCAGGAAGAUGUUCUAGAGUUCACUAAGGGGCUAUCCUGGUUUGAAAGCUACUUAAAUUAUCUUCGGAAACUCAAUAUAUCCACUGACUUGCCUAAGAAAAAUUUCACAGACAUGUUGAGGAGUUCCUUCCUGAAAUCUCCUCAAUAUUCACAUUUUCAAGAGGACAUCAUCUUCUCAAAAAAGUACAAUGAUGAGGUUGAUAUAGUGGCCUCUAGAAUGUAUUUGGUGGCCAAGACCAUGGAAACAAACAAAGAAGAACUCUAUGAUCUCUUGGAGACCUUGAGGAGACUUUCAGUCACCUCCAAGGUGAAGUUCAUUGUCUUUAAUCCGUCUUUUGUGUUCAUUGAUCGAUAUUCCUCCUCUCUGGGAGCCCCCCUGCACAACUCCUGCAUCAGUGCUUUGUUCCUGCUCUUCUUCUCGGCAUUCCUGGUGGCAAACUCGCUGAUCAAUGUCUGGAUCACUCUAACAGUUGUGUCUGUGGAGUUUGGAGUGAUAGGCUUCAUGACAUUGUGGAAAGUAGAACUGGACUGCAUUUCUGUGCUCUGCUUAAUCUAUGGAAUUAACUACACAAUUGACAAUUGUGCUCCACUGUUAUCCACAUUUGUUCUGGGCAAGGAUUUUACAAGAACUAAAUGGGUAAAAAAUGCCCUGGAAGUGCAUGGGGUAGCUAUUUUACAGAGUUACCUCUGUUAUAUUGUUGGUCUAUUUCCUCUCGCAGCUGUGCCUUCAAAUCUGACCUGUACACUGUUCAGGUGCUUGUUUUUAAUAGCAUUCGUCACCUUCUUUCACUGCUUUGCCAUUUUACCUGUGAUACUGACUUUCCUGCCACCCUCUAAGAAAAAAAGAAAAGAGAAGAAAAAUCCUGAAAACCGGGAGGAAAUCGAGUGUGUCGAAAUGGUGGAUAUUGAUAGUACCCGAGUGGUUGACCAGAUUACCACAGUGUGAUGGUAUCUGCUUCAUGUAUUUUUCACCUUAGGUCUUACCAAGACCAAAAAGCUGAUGUUGAUGAAACAUAGUCAAAGUUGCUCUGUUUCUAAAAGAAUAAGAAACAAGCACUGGAAAAAAAAGGAAAAGAGGAUAUCAGGUGUGGAAUCUUUAAAAUCAUUAAAGUAAAGGGGUUGCUAUGAAAGAGAAGUUACUUAUAUGCACACGUGUGUGCACACACACGCAGGACUCAGAGUGUUUUAAAUAAGAUCAAACAGAGGAACACUUACUAAUAAGC
This is a messenger RNA of Microtus oregoni (creeping vole), 3001 nucleotides long. RefSeq names its product patched domain-containing protein 1-like. Gene Ontology annotation, cellular component: synapse; plasma membrane. Gene Ontology annotation, biological process: chemical synaptic transmission; cognition. NCBI's taxonomy places the organism in Eukaryota, Metazoa, Chordata, Mammalia, Rodentia, Cricetidae. The record is from RefSeq and is a predicted model, not a curated record.